AUGGAAUAUGAACGAAAAACGAAAAGUUUCACGAAAAACCAUAUUGCUAAAUUGCACGAAAGAAUACAGAAUAAAUACGAAGAAAUGCAGAGAAGACUAGAAAAGUCUAAAUCAAUUGAUUUAUUGCCCAGUCUCGACAAUCGUUACGAUUUCAAAAAUGAAAAAAAGUUUGACAGUUUUAGUGACUUAAGUUUUGUGAAUCAAUUUAACAAUAACGUCAAUACGACACAAAGCAAUUCCUAUAAUGAAAUAAUUGUUGUACAAGACGAAGAAAAGAAUGCUACCUCAAAAGAAAUAGUAUAUAAGAAAGCAACUGUCGUAGGAUCUAACUACACACCAAGCUUAUGUGAUAGUAAAUAUGGUAGUGAAUGUGAAGACGAACGUGAAUACGAUUUUUUUCAUACGGAAUUUUUCAAAACUAGCCUAGAAUCGUUAAACGAAGUUUCAAAAGGAAGUGAUGAUUCUUCAGGGCCAAUUACGCCAACGUCUAAAUCAAUACGUGAUAGAAUAGAAUCGAAACUUAAAAAACGGCAAAUCGAAGGUAAAGAAAAAAAGAAAAAGAACAAGCGACAGGACUCUAUCGAAGUGGACAAAUAUAUUUUAUCUAACACAUCGAAAUAUCAAGUGGUAAAAGGAUAUAAAAAAAAUAAAAUAGCAACAGUUACAAUUGUUUUGAUCGAAGUUACAGGAUUAGAAGAAGUGGUAGAUGACAAAUUACAGGCUUUAUUAUUUAAAUUUAGGUUAGGCACCGAAAAAUAUAAAUCUAAAUUAGCUAAAAGCUUCUCUGCGAAAGUCAAAUUUCAAGAAUUAUUUAAUUUACAUUUGUUUGAAGAUGAAAAUAUUCUAGAAAUUACUUUAUGGGAUAAAGACAAUUUGAUUGGCAGAACCACUGUAGAUUUAUUACCCUUGGAAAAAGAAAAAACUCAUAAAAUGCUUCUGAGCUUAGACGGCGAAUACACUAACGUUAAAACUUUUUUUCUUCUCACUAUAAGUGGAACCACUUUACUUAGUACAAUUUAUAAUAUGGAUGAACAUGAAUUAGAAAGAAACGAAAUUAUAAUGAAAAAUAAAUAUGCUUGGUAUCGAGUAUUUGAUGAAUUUAAAAAUGUCGGUGCGCUAACCAUAAUUGUCUAUGGAGCGAAAGGCUUAUCUGGACAAGACUGUUAUUGUGUUGUUAAUUUAAAUAACGCAAGAAUACAAACACAAACUGAUUAUAAAACAAACAAUCCUAGUUGGAUGAAAAUAUUUUCAGUCAUGGUAACUGAUAUCACUUCAAUUCUAGAAGUUACAGUUUACGAUGAGAAGAAAUGUGAAGAAGUUGGUAAAGUUCUAAUACCAUUACUUAGUAUAAAACCAGGUAAACAAUGGUAUUCGCUAAAGGAUAAUACCCUUAAAGAAAGGGCAAAAGGCAACAAUCCAAGAAUUUUAUUAGAAAUGAAAAUGAUUUGGAAUUUAGUUAAAGCUGCAGUUCGUGUAAUAAAUCCAAAGGAAGUAAAUUAUUUAGUGACAGGUGAAAAAUUGGAUAGGCAUCUCUUUGCGAGAAAUUUGUCCAGAGCUAAAAUUGUAUACACGUGGAUCGUAAAUGCCUUUACUAUUAUGAAAACAUGUUUUGAAUGGGAGUCAACGAGAUCGAAUGCAAUAGCUUUGUUGAUAUGGAUAGUAUUUUGUUUAAAUGCUAAAAUUUGGAUGCUACCCCUUUUGUUAGUCAUUCCAUUCAUUUGGUAUAAGCCUGUUGGAAAAGAAAAAUCACGAUUACAACUUGAUUCCAAAAAUGAUAAGGAUGAUAAAAGCGUGUCACUGCGGCAGAAAUUAAACAGCAUUCAAGAAAUCCUCCUCUCAAUCCAAAAUAUUAUAGGAAAAUUUGCAAGCUUAGGAGAAUCCGUAAAAAAUCUAUACAAUUUUACUAUUCCGUUUGUGAGUUGCUUGGCAAUAUUUCUCAUUGCGGCUGUAACAUUGGUGAUGUACUUGAUACCUUUCAACUAUAUCUGUAUAAUAUGGGGAAUACAUAAAUUUACGAGGAAGUUGUUAAGACCCGACAGGAUACCGAACAACGAAGUCCUCGAUUUACUGUCUAGAGUCCCAGAUCACGAGACUUUGAUCGAAUGUGAAGAAUUACCUUUAGGCAAUAUUUCUGAAGAUGACUCUUAAAAUGAUCUGAAUUAAUUAAUAAUUGUAAUAUUAAGUAAAUGUGUUUAUCAAUA
Molecule: messenger RNA, 2201 nt
Organism: Melitaea cinxia (Glanville fritillary)
Lineage: Eukaryota; Metazoa; Arthropoda; Insecta; Lepidoptera; Nymphalidae
Product: multiple C2 and transmembrane domain-containing protein-like
Exons: 14
Coding region: 1-2148 (715 amino acids)
Biological process (GO): regulation of neurotransmitter secretion
Cellular component (GO): synaptic vesicle membrane
Molecular function (GO): calcium ion binding
Source: RefSeq, a predicted model, not a curated record